This is a messenger RNA of Teleopsis dalmanni, 864 nucleotides long. Its product is annotated as eclosion hormone-like. Gene Ontology annotation, molecular function: ecdysis-triggering hormone activity. The transcript is spliced from 3 exons. Bases 224 to 517 code for a protein of 97 amino acids. The record is from RefSeq and is a predicted model, not a curated record. Lineage: Eukaryota; Metazoa; Arthropoda; Insecta; Diptera; Diopsidae. Gene Ontology annotation, biological process: neuropeptide signaling pathway; ecdysis, chitin-based cuticle.
GAUGCUUUCGUACUUGAAGUAUAAAUACCAAACGAAAUCAGCGGAUUGGCAACAGUUUCUGAAACCUGCUCAACACAACAGCACAGACGGUGUUAUCUGCAAUUGCUCAACAAGUACUCGCAAAUAUCCAAAAACGGCACCGGCUGACUAACAUACACUCGAAAGUCAUCAGAUACAACAGCAGCAGCAGAUAAUCUUUCAAUCAGAACCAACAAAUAAAAAAAUGUACUCAACUAAGUGCCUAAUUAUUACCAUCGCUGUGAUUGCCCUCUGCAGUCUAUUUGAAGUCACACUGGCUCUUCCCUCCAUUGGUCACUACAAUAAACGCUUCGAUUCCUUAGGUGGCAUUGACUUCAUACAGAUUUGCCUCAACAAUUGCGCGCAGUGUAAGAAAAUGUUUGGUGACUAUUUUCAGGGACAGACGUGCGCUGAGUCCUGCUUGAAAUUCAAAGGCAAAGCCAUUCCGGACUGUGAAGACAUUGGUUCCAUUGCACCAUUCCUCAAUGCACUUGACUAAAUCGAAGAGCGACUGCUGGUGAUGACUGCUCAAUAAGCUGCGUAUUGCUUUGAUCUAGUAUAUUUUUAUCCGAUUCCGCAAACUAUGACACAUAGUCGUGAGCUUUGAUUUAGUUUUAUUUUUUGGGUCAAUGCAACAUUUGCUUGUGACUUAUAAAAACUUAUUGUCUUCUGUAUUGAAUGAACUUUGAACAUUCAUUGGUGAAUUUUAUUGUAAUUUUUUAUAUUCAUGCAAAUUCACUGAAAGCCAUUCAUUUAAAUAUAGUAUCUUGUAGUUACUCAGGCUUUAUUUUUAGUUCGUAGUUAUUUAUUAACGAGCGCUCGUAACAAUUUGAAGUUCCUAUUGUA